Molecule: messenger RNA, 2942 nt
Organism: Cucurbita moschata (crookneck pumpkin)
Lineage: Eukaryota; Viridiplantae; Streptophyta; Magnoliopsida; Cucurbitales; Cucurbitaceae
Product: protein PLASTID MOVEMENT IMPAIRED 1-like
Exons: 2
Coding region: 162-2759 (865 amino acids)
Source: RefSeq, a predicted model, not a curated record
GCCGUGUGUGUCGCUCAAGCUUUUGUGCCCAGAAAAUUUUGCCUGGCUCUCCAUGCUCCACCCGCCGCUUUCUUUCACCUAUCGUAUCUCCCAAUAUCUCCACCUCUUACACUCCUCUUCUUCCUCCUCCUCCUCCUGCACUUUUGGCUCCAACCUCAUCAAUGGCCACUCAUCCCGACACGCCGGAAACAAGGGAUUCCAAUACCCACCUUCUCCAGGAGCUUGAGGCACUCAGCCAAACGCUCUACCAAACCCACACCUCCUCCACUACUCGAAGAACAGCCUCGCUUGUUCUUCCUCGGACCUCUCUUCCUUCUAUUCCCUCUUCUGAAGAUGUGGGGGCCAUCCACACAAUCAACAAGCCCCGGUCCCGGCGUAUGUCUCUCUCGCCAUGGCGUUCCCGCCCCAACCUCGAUGACCAUCAUAACUCCCAAUCCCAACCAAACAAGGUUUCUUCUAAUCAGCCCGAGCUGAGGAAGUUGGAUGAAGCCACCCCCGAGAAGAAGGGGAUUUGGAAUUGGAAGCCUAUUCGAGCUCUCGCCCACAUCGGAAUGCAGAAGAUUAGUUGCUUGUUCUCUGUUGAAGUCGUCACCGUUCAGGGCCUUCCCGCCUCCAUGAAUGGGCUUCGACUUUCCGUUUGCGUGAGGAAGAAAGAGACCAAAGAUGGAGCAGUCAACACAAUGCCGUCUAGGGUUUCGCAAGGCACUGCGGAUUUUGAAGAGACGUUGUUCCUCAAAUCUCAUGUUUAUUGCACUUCUGGUAACGGAAAGCCUCUCAAAUUCGAGCCUCGUCCGUUUUGGAUUUACGCUUUCGCUGUAGAUGCUCAAGAGCUUGAUUUCGGAAGAAGUGCAGUGGAUUUGAGUAAGCUGAUUGAAGAAUCCAUGGAGAAGAGUAGCGAAGGAACGCGAGUUCGACAGUGGGAUAUAAGCUUCAAUUUGGCGGGGAAAGCUAAAGGAGGAGAACUCGUCGUCAAAUUAGGCUUCCAGAUUAUGGAGAAAGACGGAGGAGUUGGAAUUUACAGUCAAGCUCAGCCGAAGGAAUCCAAAUCGGGAAAAUCUUACGGGAGAAAGCAAUCGAAGACCUCCUUCAGCGUUCCUAGUCCCAGAUUAACUGCUCAAACCGAAGCUUGGACACCAUCGCAAACAAGAGAGACAACAGAUCAUACAGGAAUGGAUGAUCUGAACUUAGAUGAACCAGCACCGAUUCCGUCAACUCCCCCGUCCAUUCAGAAAUCAGAAGAACCGAAUAUUGAAGAUUUCGAUCUCCCAGACUUUCAAGUUGUCGACAGAGGAGUUGAGAUUCAGGACAAAGGGGAAGAACUGGACAAAGAAGAAUCUGAAAAAUCCGUGGAAGAAAAGUCGACUUCAAGCGAGGUAGUCAAGGAGGUUGUACACGAUCAGGCUCAUUUGAAUCGAUUAUCGGAACUCGAUUCCAUUGCACAGCAAAUAAAAGCUCUGGAAUCAAUGAUGGGAGAUGAAAAUCUGGGCAAAAACGAUGAAGAAUCCGAUUCGCAGAGGCUUGAUGCUGAUGAAGAAAACGUAACAAGGGAAUUUCUGCAGAUGCUCGAGGAAGAAGACGGGGAUGGCUCAUACAUAAAAGACAGCAAACUCGAUUACCCUGAAAUCCGUCGUUACCAACUUGAAGAAACAGAGGAUUCCUCUGAAAUUGAAUCCAAAUCGUACCUUCCAGACCUUGGAAAGGGGCUGGGCUGCGUUGUUCAAACCAGAGAUGGAGGCUACUUAGCCGCCAUGAAUCCAUUAAACACCCAAGUUUCAAGAAAGGACACUCCAAAACUAGCGAUGCAGAUAUCGAAACCAUUCAUUUUAUCCUCCACACAGUCGCUGAGUGGAUUCGAGUUGUUUCAGAGAAUGGCUUGCAGCGGGGUCGAGGAACUGAGCUCCAAAGUAAUGGGAUUGAUGUCUACGGAUGAACUGAUGGGCAAAACAGCAGAACAAAUAGCAUUCGAAGGAAUUGCUUCGGCAAUCAUUCAAGGGAGAAACAAGGAAGGAGCAAGUUCCACCGCUGCCCGCGCCAUUGCUGCAGUAAAAUCAAUGGUGGCCGCAUUGAGCACGGGAAGGAAAGAGAGGAUUUCGACAGGAAUUUGGAACUUAAACGAAAUCCCUCUAACCAUCGAAGAGAUUCUAGCCUUCUCUUUGCAAAAGCUCGAAGAAAUGAGCGUGGAAGCCUUGAAAAUCCAGGCCGAAAUGGCGGAGGAAGAAGCCCCAUUUGACGUAUCGGCUCUGAAUGUGAAAAUUGGAGGAAAGGAUCAAAAUCAAAUGCACCCCCUGGAUUGUGCAGUUCCGUACGAAGACUGGAUAAAUAAAUUCAACUUCACUAAAUUUGCAAGCCAAUUGGAAGAUCCAGAAUCCAUCACACUGGCGGUGGUGGUGCAGUUAAGAGACCCACUAAGGCGAUACGAAGCCGUGGGAGGCCCUGUGGUGGGUCUGAUCCACGCCAAGGAAGAAGAAAUGGAAGAAAAAUCAAGCAAAUACGAAGAGGAAAGAAGAUUCAAGGUGACGAGCUUGCAUGUGGGUGGGUUGAAGGUGAGGGGCGGAGGGAAGAGGAACGCGUGGGACAGCGAAAAGCAGAGGCUGACGGCGAUGCAGUGGCUAGUGGCGCAUGGGAUUGGGAAGGCGGUGAAGAAGGGAAAGCAUUUAUCAUCCAAGGGACCAGAUUUGCUUUGGAGCUUGUCGUCGAGGGUAAUGGCGGACAUGUGGCUCAAACCUAUACGAAAUCCAGAUGUAAAGUUUGUGAACUAGAAGAAGAAGCCGUUUGAACUACGGUCAGUAGCGGUCACAGCGGAGUGAGUUCGUCGUGUGUUCAUAUUUUUAUUAUUUUCUAUAGUUAAUAAUAAGAGAGAAUUAGGAGCAAUUGCAUAGUUCAUUUUGUAUUUAGUUACAGAAUUCAAAUAACAAUCUUAUGUGUUAAUGUUAGCAGUUCAA